Adineta ricciae is the source of this 1422-nucleotide messenger RNA. Lineage: Eukaryota; Metazoa; Rotifera; Eurotatoria; Adinetida; Adinetidae. The record is from the annotation of a GenBank genome assembly.
AUGACACAGUCUAAACGAAAAUACGAUGAAAUGAUGUUCGAAGCGGAUCCAUUUCGAAUUCCGCUGAUUUGCUAUCAACAAAUCUUUCGGUAUUUACCGAUCGAGUCAUUACUGUCUGUGGCAUUAACAUGUAAAACAUGGUAUAACUUACUCGCAUCUAACCAAUUCUGCUUUAACAAACGUACGAAAUUAACUCUCUCGAACGAACAGCAAUUGCUCGUGAUUUCAAAUUCUAAAAUUUUACGUCAUAUCAAUAGAAUUGAAAUGGAUUCGUCCGAUCGUAGGAUAGCAUUGGAUAAUUUUCAAUUGAACUUUACUUCAUUACAUACGUUCAAAUUACGGUUUGUUUCGUUGACACCGUUGUUUGUUACAAACUUAUUUCAAUCGAUUUCUCCAACUCUGAAAUGUUUAAUCUUAGCGAUGAAUCCGAAAAUAAACGUCGAUACAACGACGACAUGUUUUUGUCUUCUAGCAUCGUUGAAUCUUCUUCCAAAUUUAACGUACUUUUUUCUACUUUUACGAUCGGGCGCGAAAAUUGAAAUAGAUAUCGAGAAGUAUUUUCAAUGCUUGACAAAAUUAGAGAAACUUAUUCUCCGUCAGGACAAUUUUACUGGCAGAAGAAGUCGAAUCCAGCAAUUGAAUGCUCUAGCAUGCCUUCCGAACUUGAAAUAUUUGGAAUGGUUUGAAUUUUCACCGUCGGAUUUGCAGAUUUUAGUAGCUUUACCAUGUCGACCUCCUUUACAAUAUGUUCAUCUUCAAGAAACAUUGAUCACCAAUGAAAUUUUGUACCAAUUAAGUCGAAUUCCAACUAUUACUUCGUUAAGAUCACAUCGAUUUUCGCCUUUACAAACGAAACUAAACAUAAAUGGUUAUAAGUAUUUACUUGCUCUGAAAGAAUCAUUAAAAGAAUUACAGAUUAGUGCAAAACAUAUCAAAUAUGAGGAAUUGAUGAUGGUUCAAUAUCCGACUGAAUCAGAUUGCACCGAGAAUGAAUACGAAGUUCAAAUAACUUCAGAACACAUUGAUAUUCUCAAACAAUUCAUUCAUUUGACAAGUUUAUCUUUCGAUCAGAUCAGUAUUACCAAAGAAAAUAUGGAUAAUUUACUCAUUAGUUUGGCUGAUCAUUAUACAUUGAAAGUUUUAGAUUUGACUUCGGUUUCUUUUCCAUCAAUGGUAGUCCUGUCACAAGUGACAAGUUUAGAAGAAUUAGUGUUAAGUUAUCCAAACAGAGAAGAUGGAACACAGUACACCGAUGAAGAUUUGAUGAUCUUGUCUCCGUUGAAGAACUUACGAGUAUUGGAACUGUACUACAGUUUCAAUUUACAAUCGAAAACAAGAAAAAGACUGAAGGCACAGACAAGAUCAAAUUGUAGUUUUAUUUUUGAAAAAUUAGAAGAGUUUUUUUAUAAUGAUGAUAAGUGA